AUGAGCGUCGUCCUGUCUAUGGCGCAAUUAUCUGAAACGGUCGACCGUUACCAACCAACCAACCAACCAACCAAACGACCAGCCGAUCUGCCUGUCGAGGCCAGAAAGCGUGCGCCGGUGCGGGCGAACGAGAUUGUCCUCCGGCAAGUUGAAACAGGACGAAGAGCGCAGAAGCAGCAGCACGGUGUUGUCGAAUCUGCACAUUCAGCCAGUGUCCAGUGGUCAGCGGCGGCGACCACUAUGCAGACUCAACGGUUUUACCCGUCGUUUUCGGUGGGGCGCUACUCGCCAACGCAGUACGCCAGGUCGGCCGCUGAGCAAAUGAGGAGGCAGUGCAUGACGAACGUCGGAGUUGCGACAAAUCUGUUUGGAGGCAUCGAUGAAGGCAUAUUUUCGGCUCGUGCGGAAGCAGCUUUCGUGGCCGGCAUCGAUAUGAAAGCGGCAUCUUCUGGAUCUGCUCCUAACCCAAUGCUUAAGGCAGAAAUGUUGCCAUCGUAUUCGCACCUUGGACCUUCAGGUCCUCAUCCUCAGGUGGCAAUGCCAUCAGCGAUGGAAUUUCACUUGGACCCGAUUGCUUCGAACAGCAACGUCUCUGUCAUGCCGUCGAUGAUGGAUCAGCAUCACAUGGCGAUGACCGCCGGCAUGGGUCACCAUCAAUUCGCUCAGUACUCCCACUCGGCCAUCAGCAGCAUAGGACCCCCACCGUUUGCGCCACACCAUUCCUCAUUAGCCACCAACAGUGCCGUCGUGGCGCGGCAUCUGAACGCUGAGUCAGAGACUGACCCUAGGGAGUUGGAGGCUUUCGCUGAACAUUUCAAACAGAGACGGAUCAAGCUAGGGGUGACCCAGGCUGACGUCGGCAAAGCACUGGGUAACUUGAAGCUACCAGGGGUCGGCUCGUUGAGCCAGUCGACCAUUUGCCGGUUCGAGUCGCUGACGCUGUCUCACAACAACAUGAUCGCCCUGAAGCCGAUUUUAGCCGCUUGGCUGGAGCAGGCUGAGUCGACGAUCAAGGAUCGAAACAAGGAGAACGGUAUUCUGCCAAACACUGAAAAGAAGCGCAAACGAACGUCAAUCGCAGCCCCUGAGAAGCGCUCACUCGAGGCCUACUUUGCCGUGCAGCCCCGACCUUCCGGCGAGAAGAUUGCCGCCAUCGCUGAGAAGCUAGACCUCAAAAAGAACGUUGUGCGAGUGUGGUUUUGCAACCAGCGCCAGAAGCAGAAACGGUAA
Messenger RNA from Soboliphyme baturini, 1230 nucleotides. The record is from the annotation of a GenBank genome assembly. NCBI's taxonomy places the organism in Eukaryota, Metazoa, Nematoda, Enoplea, Dioctophymatida, Soboliphymatidae.